UUUUAGUUGAAAAAUGUUGCAAAGAGCUGCAAGCAAUGCCUACUCAUGGUGGUGGGCAAGCCACAUUAGAACCAAGCAAUCAAAAUGGCUCGAGCAAAGUCUUCAAGAUAUGGAGGAGAAAGUGCACAUGAUUCUCAAACUCAUUGAACAAGAUGGAGAUUCAUUUGCCAAAAGAGCUCAAAUGUACUACAAUGAAAGACCCGAGUUACUCAGCUUCGUCCAAGAAUCAUUCCGAGCCUAUCGAGCCUUAGCCGAGAGAUACGAUCACAUCUCAACCGAAUUACAAAAUGCCAACAACACCAUCGCUCAAGUCUUCCCCGAACGAGUCCAAUUCGAGAUGGAAGACGACGACGAUGACUAUGGCUCUGCUCCUCCUCCUCGAGGACCCCCUCCAAAACCGAUGCCUCCCCAAACCCCUCCUCCUAACAUCCCCAAGGUUCCUCCUCCUAAAGCACCCAUACGUAACUUAAAAGGCGUCAUAACCUCUGCCUCAAGCCACUUGAAGGCUAAAAAGAUGGUCAAGGCCAUAAAAAACGCCGGCACUCACGCCAAAGCCAUCUCGGGCAUGACCAAAACGCAAGCCAUCGUUGAGGUGGACAAACUUCAAAAGGAGAUAUUGUCUUUGCAGACCACCAAGGAGUUUAUCAAAAGCUCUUACGAAAGCGGAGUAGCCAAGUUUUGGGACAUCGAGAAACAGAUUGAAGAAAAACAAGGGAAGAUAACGCUCUUGCAAGAUGAGUUUUCCGUUAGCAAGGUCAUCGACGACGACGAAGCACGGAGUCUCAUGGCUGAAGCCGCGCUUAAGUCCUGCUUGGAUUCAUUGACUCGCAUGGAAGAGAAACAAGAGAAGUCCGUACAGGAUAUUCAAAUCGAACACGCACGAGUCCAGGACGCUCGCAAGAAGAUCAACUCUCUCAAAUACGAAUUACUCGACGAUCAAACAUGCCAAGAACAACAAAAGGAUGAGGUGAAGGAUCCAAUCAUUCCUCAACCCUCAAUACCGAAAACGGAGGAGCUAGGAGAGAAGUUUGAGAUAAGCUGCAAAUCAGCCGUAACGGUAUCUGAACUAGCGGAGAACAUCGACGAGCUAGUCGAGAAGGUGAUCGGCUUAGAGAAUUCAGUUUCUUCUCAAGCCUCUCUUAUAGUGAAUCUAAGAAGAGAAACAGAUGAACUUCAAUCUCAAAUUAACAACUUGGAAGGUGAUAAGGCAAACCUGAUUAACGACAAGAAGACACUCGUACACAAGAUCAAGAAAAUGGAGGCAAGGUUGCGUAGGGUGCAAGAACUUACCAAGAAUGCUGAAGAUAAGAAACGCCAACUGGAUACUAAUUUCAAUGAAGCUCAUUCUAACCUAGAUCACUUAGCAGAUGAGGUACAUAACGUGGAGCCCGAUAAAGAAGAGCCCGAUGACACACAAUCACCCGAUCAAGAUCAAGUACUACAGCCGCCGAACAAAGAAGAAAAAGGUCAAUCUUCUUCAGCCACCACCAAUAAAGGAGAAAGUGGAGAGAAAUCUAAAGCAGUUGUGUCAAAAGAUCAACAAGAAGAGGAGGAGGAAGAAGAGGAAGAAGAAAAAGAAAGCAAAUCUAAAACUGGGCUGCACGAAAGAGAAACCGUUCUGCUGAAUGAUUACAAAGCCAUCCUUCAUAAGUACGAGGAUGUCAAGAACAAGAUGUGUGAAUUAGAGAAGGUAGGCUUAUCGCAGGUGAAAGAAUUAAGAGGAGCAGUUUUCAAGAGGGAUGAAGAGAUCAAAAGCUUAAGGCACAGAAUCUACAUUCUACAAACAAAUUCAGACAAAAGCAAUAGCAAUGGAGAACAACAACCACGGGAGCCAAACGAGACUCAAUCAAAUCCAUUCACAAUGAAAGAUGAAGAUUUCAUAAACUGGAUAGUCACAAAUGAACAAAGUGAGUCAAUGUCACCAGUUGAAGAAAAGAUUCGUAUGGACAUUGACGCAUUACUGGAUGAGAAUUUGGAUUUCUGGUUAAGGUUCAGCACCCAGUUCCACCAAAUACAGAAAUUCAAAACAGCAUUCCAAGAUCUACAAGCCGAGGUGUCAAAACUUAAGGAGAAAGAGGAAGCAGCAAUCGCACUUGAAAAGGAAAAAGAAAAGGAGAAGGAGAAGGAGAAAGACAGAGACAAGUCAUCAAGUAAAGAAGGAAGCACUAGAUCUAAAGACAAGGACAAGUCAAACAGAGAAGGAAGCACUAAAUCCAAAGACAGAGAUAAGUCGAACAAGGAGGGAAGUACUACCUCAAAGGACAAAGAUAAAUCGAACAAAGAAGGAAGUACUACAUCAAGGGACAGAGAGAAGACAACUAAAGAGGAAAGCACUACAUCAAAAGAAACAGAUACUACUACUAAUAACAAUAAUAUAUCUAACGAAACUACAACAGACAAGCCAAGUAGAGAAGGAACUACUAGAAUAGAUGCCAAGGAUAUCCGACCAAUAUAUAAGCACAUGAGAGAGAUACAAACAGAACUAACCCUUUGGGCAGAGCAAAGUGAAUCCUUGAAAGAUGAGAUGGGUCGAAGGUUCUCAUCUUUGUGCGACAUUCAGGAUGAAAUAACUGAAGCCUUGAAUGCCUGCGUGGUUGAGGAAGAGAUUAAGUUUACUAGUCACCAAGCUGCAAAGUUCCAAGGUGAGGUUCUGAACAUGAAACAAGAAAAUAAUAGAGUCAAAGAAGAAUUAUUAGCAGGUCUGGAUCAUGUUACUGCACUCCUACUUGAAAUUGAGUCCACAAUGGAGCAAUUAGACGAUGACUAUGCGAUUUCAGGGCCAAGGAACUCUACACAAUUGUCUAAUUCACCAAAUCGUUCACGUGUCCCUCUACGAUCCUUCAUCUUUGGAACUAAACCCAAGAAAAAACAUUCAAUCUUCUCCCUCCAUAAGAAGAUUGACGUGAGAAAAUCUGUAAUCCAAUUGUAAAAAAUUCCAGUGAUGUAUUUACUUCUUUUUUUCGGUUUGUUCUAUUUGUUGCUUUUAGUAAAGAGAUAGAAGACAAUGUUUUUCAGAGACUUUUUCUUACCUGUAUGCCAAGCAGGAGUUUUGUAUAUGUACGCGCCCAAAGAAUACUUAACAUCGCAGGAAUAGUAAUUAUGAUGAAUAAAAUUGCAUCAAAGA
Molecule: messenger RNA, 3124 nt
Organism: Impatiens glandulifera
Lineage: Eukaryota; Viridiplantae; Streptophyta; Magnoliopsida; Ericales; Balsaminaceae
Product: protein NETWORKED 2D-like
Exons: 2
Coding region: 14-2929 (971 amino acids)
Molecular function (GO): actin binding
Source: RefSeq, a predicted model, not a curated record